Messenger RNA from Carcharodon carcharias (great white shark), 1990 nucleotides. It is a transcript of the gene rpn1, whose product is annotated as ribophorin I. Gene Ontology annotation, cellular component: oligosaccharyltransferase complex; membrane. The transcript is spliced from 10 exons. The coding region runs from base 96 to 1895 and encodes 599 amino acids. The record is from RefSeq and is a predicted model, not a curated record. NCBI's taxonomy places the organism in Eukaryota, Metazoa, Chordata, Chondrichthyes, Lamniformes, Lamnidae.
AUCUUGAUUUCCUUCAAUGGGGGAGGGAGAGAGUGAAGGAAGCGGAGGUUGGCCAGAGCUCAGCAGCAUCCGUCUCCAUCUGCAAGUUUUGUGAGAUGAAGGGGCUCCUCUCCCAUAUCAUCUUCUUCAGCGGGCUCUGGGCUUCCGUGCGGCCGGUGUCUGGCGACUCCCUGGUGAACGAGGAUGUCAAACGCUCGAUAGAUUUAGGGACCCACUUGGCCAAAAUCACGGCCGAUGUGACGCUGUCCAACAGCGGGCCGUCCCCGGCCUCAGCCUUCAUCCUGGCGUUGGAGCCGGGCCUGGAGGACCACUUGGCCUACAUAGGAGUCACCUUGAAAACCGAUGAUGAAGAAGAAACUUCAUUGGCUUUGGAAGAGACACGUGUCACAGGGCAGAGUGGUAAGUUCUUCAGAGUGAAGUUGGGAAUGCAGCUGGCUGCUGGUGCCAAAGUCAAGCUGGCACUUGAAUCUACGUUCACACAUGUCUUGCGCCCUUUCCCAACUCACAUUGCCCAGGCCGAGAAGCAGUUUGUGGUCUUUGAGGGCAAUCACUAUUUCUACUCUCCGUAUCCCACUAAGACCCAGACCACUCGAGUCAAGCUUGCUUCAAAGAACAUCGAAAGCUACAGCAAGCUUGGUAACCCCAGCAAAUCUGAGGAUUCCAUUGAUUAUGGACCAUUCAAGGACAUCGCUGCCUUCAGCCAGGACACGCUGAGGUUGCACUACGAGAACAACAGCCCUUUCCUGGCUAUCGUCAGCAUGACCCGUCUUAUCGAGGUGUCGCACUGGGGAAAUAUUGCCGUGGAGGAGACCAUUGACCUGAAGCACUGUGGUGCAGUCCUGAAGGGGCCAUUCUCACGCUAUGACUACCAGAGACAGCCCGAUAGCGGGAUCUCCUCCGUUAAAUCUUUCAAGACUAUUCUACCUGCUGCGGCCCAGGAUGUUUACUAUCGUGAUGAUAUUGGAAACAUCUCCACCAGCCACCUGGUUGUUCUGGAUGAUUCCGUGGAAAUGGAAGUCCGUCCUCGCUUCCCACUCUUUGGCGGCUGGAAGACUCACUAUGUCAUCGGAUACAACCUGCCCAGCUACGAGUAUCUUUACAAUCUUGGUGACCAGUACGCACUGAAGAUGAGGUUUGUUGAUCAUGUGUUUGACGAUCAAGUAAUUGAUUUUCUUACUGUGAAACUAGUCCUACCAGAGGGAACGAGGAACAUUCAAGUGGACACUCCAUAUGCGAUAGACCGACAGCCCAAUGAGCUUCACUACACCUACCUGGACACUUUUGGGCGGCCUGUCAUAAUUGCUCACAAGUCUAACCUGGUGGAGCAGCAUAUUCAGGAUAUUGUAAUCCACUACACUUUCAACAGGAUCCUGAUGCUGCAGGAACCCCUGCUUGUGGUUGGAGCUUUCUACAUUCUCUUCUUCACCGUCAUCAUUUACGUGCGUUUGGAUUUCUCCAUCACCAAGGACCCAGCAGCAGAAGCCAGGAUGAAGGUGGCAUCCAUCACAGAACAGGUUCUGACUUUGGUGAACAAGAGGCUGGGCUUGUAUCGCCAUUUUGAAGAGGCUGUGAAUAAGUACAAGCAGUCGAGGGACAUUGGCACCCUGAACAGCGGCCGGAAGACCCUGGAGACAGAACACCGGGCUCUUUCUGCCGAUAUAAGCUCCCUGCAGUCAAAGCUGAAGGCUGAAGGAUCGGACCUGGCUGAGAAGGUGUCUGAGAUCCAGAAGCUGGAUGGUCAGGUGAAGGAUCUGGCACUGAAGGCGUCUCAGGAGGCAGAGCGGCUGGUAGCUGGCAAAGUGAAGAAGGACACAUACAUCGAAAACGACAAACACCUCUCCUCCAAGCGGCAAGACCUGGUGUCCAGGAUCGAUACUAUCCUGGACACCUUGUAGUAGUGAUCGGCAGAAACCUGUGUGCAUUUGGUUUAUCUCCUCCUCCCCUGUAAAUGCAAGAUCAGAUGGUAUUAAAUCAAUUAUUUUGUUUUUGA